AUUAUUUUAAGUGGAAAAUUCUGCGUUGACUGUACUUGAGUAGCCAAUGGAUGGUUUGGAGAUAACCCAAAACCAAUAAUAUUUUCGCUAAUAUAAUAUGUAACAAAAAUAUACAGACGGAAUGAAGAUUUCCUGGUUAACCGAAGACAUAUAAAUCGCGUGCCCGCUUCAAGGUUCCUUUUAGAUUGUCCAACCAACCUGCAAUUUCAGAAUUAGGGUUUUCUUUCUUUUUCCCCUCCUGGGUUUCGUCCCGACCCUGCUUCAAGGUUCCCUUCUUCUCGGAUUGAUCCUUCGCCAAAAUGGGAGGAGGCAACGGCCAGAAGGCGAAGACGGCUCGCGAGAGGAACUUGGCGAAAGCUGGCUCCUCCAAAGGAAGCCAGUUAGAUUCGAACAAGAAAGCUAUGAGUAUUCAGUGCAAGGUUUGUAUGCAGACGUUCAUGUGCACUACAACAGAAGUGAAGUGCAGGGAGCAUGCGGAAGCCAAGCACCCUAAAUCGGAUGUGUAUGCUUGCUUCCCUCAUCUCAAACCCUGAGAUAAAGAGAGAGACAGUGGAUUUGACGAGCUGGAGAUGGUGGAUCCAUGUUUGUUUCUGAGAUAAAACCUGUCUGAGUUCAUCUGUUUUGUGUGUUUGGUAACAUGGGACCUAACUUUUGCUCCCAUUGUCUCCUUGUUGUAAUCAAACUUCAAACUUUCAGUUUGACAUGUUCAAAGUCUUAUGCGUUAUUGGUUCUGAGCUUGUUCUCUUUUCUUCACGAGUCCUCAAAGAGUUGAAACUGGAAAGGCAGAGGGUUACACCGAUAAGGGGAUCACUUCUCUUGCACUUGAGCUUCAUCUCUAUGUUUUAUAACGACCUGCUAGUAUGUAGGAGGCCUUAUCUAUUGCAAAAGCUAAAGCUCGGCCGAAUAGUUCGUGAAGGAUGGAAAAUGUUCUCUCGUUAUAUAAUACAGGAACGGUCUUUCUGGAGCUGCUCAAGAAGGGCUCCUGGAAAAAGUUGGACAUGCGUGCUCACUGUGUCUUGCGGUGGUUAGUUGCUAUUUUCAUGUCUAUAUGCCGCAGAUGUUUACCAGAUCACAACUAUUUUAAGCAAGAGGUCGUCUAAAUAAUGGAAGAGGCAAAUCGUCUUG
Molecule: messenger RNA, 1125 nt
Organism: Linum tenue
Lineage: Eukaryota; Viridiplantae; Streptophyta; Magnoliopsida; Malpighiales; Linaceae
Source: the annotation of a GenBank genome assembly